Molecule: messenger RNA, 1763 nt
Organism: Nannospalax galili (Upper Galilee mountains blind mole rat)
Lineage: Eukaryota; Metazoa; Chordata; Mammalia; Rodentia; Spalacidae
Gene: Adissp
Product: chromosome unknown C20orf27 homolog
Exons: 5
Coding region: 547-1230 (227 amino acids)
Source: RefSeq, a predicted model, not a curated record
AUCAUGAAAUUGAUCAUCAACACAGACCCAGACAGUAAAAUAAACAUGAGGAACAGGGAUCACAGGGGACUGUAGUAAAGUGAUGUGCUCCUAAAGAGGCAGAGACCAUUAAGCCACAGCUUUUUGUCCCUGUCUCGAAUGUCAAUGUUGAGGAUAUGUUGUUAGAUCUGAUAUUUCAAAAGAAGAUCGGAAAUCAGAAUCCUUUGUGAAAAAGUAUGGGGGGAAUUAUAAAAACCUCAAGGGAGCUAAACAAAAUACAUUUGCAGGCUACUUUGACCCCACUGUAUGCUGACUUGGAAGAGAAUAGAUUUGGAAUACAUGGUGGGGUUUAUAGAAUGGCAAGAGUAGGGGGUUGAGUAGGCUGGGAUUAGAAUGUGAAGAGUUCCCACUGUCGAAUCUUAUUAAACAGCAGAGUGCAUGAAUCACCCUAAAGGCUGAUUUAAGUUUAAGUAGCUCUGCUGGAUUCAAGUCCGGAAGCACAGAGCACUUUGGAGCAAGGGAAGGACGUUACGAAAACAGUAGCUCAGAAAGACUUAUUUGUUAAUUAUGCAGACCGAAGACCAGGAGACAGGUUGGAGACCUCGAGGACUCUUCAAAGGCAGGGACCACAUUCCUUCUGAAAGAAAGCCGGCUCUCAGCCGUCCAAACCCCCUCCCUACUAUUUACGUUGGAAGGACCGAUCCUGUGUGCUCUGGACCACUCCUUCAGCACUUCAUGCUAUUUUCGCUUCCUCAUCCGUGGAAACAGGGGCUUCUGUCACUGUCCCUGGAGCAUGGGGGGCUGCUGAGCUUGAGUGGCUGUGUCAACCAGGUGCUGUGUCUUGCUCAGUGGCAGGGAGGGUGCCCAUGGCUGCAGCCAAUAAAGGUUGGCUUCCUGAAGAUCCUGCACAGGUACGAGAUUACCUUCACCCUGCCCCCAGUGCACAGGCUGAGCAAGGACAUCCGUGAGGCACCUGUCCACAGCUUGCACCUCAAGCUCCUCAGUGUCAUACCGGUCCCUGAAGCAGGUUAUAGCAUCAAGUGUGAGUAUUCAGCACACAAAGAAGGUGUCCUCAAAGAGGAGAUGCUACUGGCUUGUGAGGGUGACACAGGCACCUGUGUGCAUGUAAUGGUGCAGGCACGUGUCAUGGACCGGCACCACGGUACACCCAUGCUGUUGGAUGGUGUGAAGUGUGUGGGCGCAGAACUGGAGUACGACUCAGAGCACAGUGACUGGCAUGGCUUUGACUGAGGCCUUGGGCCCUGCUGGCCUGCCUCAGCCUCUUAGCCUUAAAUUCCACCUGUUUCCCAACAUGCUGCGUGAUGGUGUGGCUUCUUGCCUCUCCCCUGGGUAGGCAUGGCUGGGCUGGGCCAUGUUCACGCCUCCCACUUCCGCCUUCAUUCCUGCCACCACCCUGCCUCUCCUGUGUUCUCUCUCACUUCCUUCUCUCCAUGUGCCUCAGUCUCCUGACAGAAGAAAAGGGCUGAGCCCCCAAGGAGGCUAUCUGAGAGGAGGAGGAACCUGUGGUAGGAUUUACCUCUUUUCCUCCCCAAGCCAUAUGGGCUCCAGCCAGAAUGUGGGAGAGGACAGAGUGGCUUUGUGACAUUGAUACCCCAUUACUGCUGCUGCUGUUGUCUCACCUUGGCCACCUCUUCUUGCCCUCCUUAUUCCCUACUGUUGUCUAUGUGGGUGGGAGGGAGGUGUAGUUCCCAGCCCUAUCCCUCAGGUCUGUGAUACUUGGUUUUUAAAUGACUGGUCAAUAAAAAUUCCAGUAGAUACCAGAA